Messenger RNA from Pyricularia pennisetigena, 2253 nucleotides. RefSeq lists its product as uncharacterized. Gene Ontology annotation, biological process: regulation of DNA-templated transcription. Gene Ontology annotation, molecular function: DNA-binding transcription factor activity, RNA polymerase II-specific; zinc ion binding. The transcript is spliced from 3 exons. The record is from RefSeq and is a predicted model, not a curated record. NCBI's taxonomy places the organism in Eukaryota, Fungi, Ascomycota, Sordariomycetes, Magnaporthales, Pyriculariaceae. The coding region runs from base 1 to 2253 and encodes 750 amino acids.
AUGGGUCGCGCACCAACCAGUGGCAACUGCCACACGUGUCGCAUGCGUCGCGUCAAGUGCGAUCGCGCACGUCCAGCAUGCGAGCGAUGCACCAAGGCGGGCUUUGAGUGCAAGGGAUACGAGACGGUUUUGCGGAUGCAGAGUCAUUCUUUUGUAGCCGACGCCCAGACUGGUACCGUCAAGUUCAGCACAAUCCAGACAGUAUCAUCAUUUCCAGAAGCCAGACCAGGCGAGGCUCCCUUGCAUUGCCCCAAGAGCAAGCGACAACAACAACAACCGCAGCAGCAGCAGCAACAACAGCAACAACAACAACAACAACAACAGCUUGUUCGCGCCAAAAAGACCGCUGCACGUCGACAGCAGUCUCCUUCACCUAAACGUGCGUCCUCUGUCAGCCGUUCUCGCAGCAGUGCCAACGAUACCAGCUCCGAUGGAGGAUCCAACUCGGGCACAGCCAGGUCCAGCCCACCGCCGGAACUUUCUCUGGAGGGCUUUGUUGACCAGAUAACCUUUUCCUACUUUUUCCAUGCAUAUGGCUGGAUCAACAUGCACAGUAUUAUGCUGCAGGACUCAAGAGUGCGAGAUACUCUCCUCGAGGGCAUGGGGCACGAUAGCCUGCGGGCCUUGGCCUACGGUGUCAUGGGCAAAGACCAACACAUCGGUAGCCUGCAGUCGAAAGGGGCUCGUCUGUACGGAACUGCCCUUGGAAAACUACGCAAGAAGAUGUCGUCACAAAGCAAAGACGAGCUCGCGGCGUUGAUCAAACCCAUUGCAAUCAUGGGGUCUUAUUUGAUCACGGUAGAAAACGAUCUACGGUUCACACAUCACCGUGGACUGUCGCGCAUCUUGGAGUACUGUGGACCGGAGUAUUUCCAGUCGCCCAGCUUGCUACCUGUCUUUGAUUCUUGCCGCUUGACAAUGAUUUCCAAUUCCAUGGUCCGGCGCACUCCAACGUUUCUUUCACAGGAGAAAUGGAAGACCAUACCAUGGGAGAAGGCACCGCACCUAAAGACUUGGUCAAGUAGGCUACUUGACAUCAUGGCCGAUAUCCCCGAGCUAAUCUCCGGAGUGCUUGGUGUCAUGGCAGCUCGUAUAAUGUGGCAGAACAGCAAUUUCUCACCGGUAUAUGCUGAGGAUCCCAACGAGGUUCCACGAUUGCAGGGCAAGGUUCAAGAUCUAAAAGUCAACUUGGCAAACUGGCUCAAAGUUUGGACCGAAUCCAACCCCAUGGCGAUCAAAGUCCUAGAAUGGGCUUUUAACAGGGCAGCCCAUGACGAAUAUCGUCCCGGCUUUGAAGGUUAUUCUGGUCCAGACGUUUACGACUAUUCAGUCUUACUGCCUCCGUCUCCUCCCUCGUUCUUGGAGCCAACAGAGGAGACCUUCACCUUGAUGCAGGAAGUAUCAUUAUACACGACGGUGCUCAUCUGGACUGGCCGUCUGACAAAAUAUCUAGCCGGAGCAAGCAUCGGCCACGACAACAUCAACUUCUACAACACACCCUUCAGCACCACCUGCACCUGCUGCACGUCUCGGCUGAAGAACUUGUGCGACACGGUUCCAGACUCGCAUGCAGACGUCCUCCAGGUAACAGUCGCACCGGAUCCGGAGAUGCAGUGGAACUUCAACGCGGCAAGGAUCGCCAUCGCGCCCAUCAAGGUCUCGCCUAACCACGAGCAGCCGCAACCUGUGCCAGACUUCUGCUGGGCUGCGCACAAAUACCCACCAAACUCGGCCGAGAUGGAGAGGCUCAGGCAGCAGAAGAAGCAAGAAGAGGAGAUGAAGAACGCCCAGGACGGUCUGGCAAAGGAGGUCAAGUCUUUUAACCGCCCUCUGCCGGUGUUGUCGUCAGCAAAGAGCGAGCUCAAGACGCCACCAUUGUCAAGCCCGGUCGAGUCGAAAUACAAUGGCACCUCAGGCAGUCCAGGCAUCACCAAUAAUCUACCCACGCCGCCGCAGUCGGCCGUUUUUAACGACGACCCCUUGACGCCGCCGCAGUCGGCCAAGCCACCCAUGCUGCUGCCCGCCGACGUGCGCUUCUCGAGUCAGCUACGCGUGCUCGGCUGGCUGACGGAUCAACUCCCUGCCAGUCGACCGCAAGUCCUCGCGACGCUGGCGUCCAUUGGGUUGGGACACUGUGGUCACGACGUGCGACCCAUUGACGGCCUGCCAGAGGUGGGCAAUGUCGUAAAAAGAGUGUUGCAUUCGACUCAGUUUGAGGGUUCAGAGAACGUUUUACUGAAGAGAUAUCGCUAA